AUGUCGGCAGCACGCGUAGCCUUGUCGCUGGCACGGCGGGUGCCUCUCAGCCCUGCUCGGCUCGCUCCUCGCACCUUUUCUACCGUCGCGGUUCGACGAGAGAAAUACACCCUGAAGCCCGGAGAUCCGGAGGGCAAACUCGUUUCCUUUGACCAAAUCAAGACGGAGAAGGAUCUCCUCCCUCCCGGCGCCGAGCCUGGUACUGUUCCCACGGACCUCGAACAAGCCACGGGUUUGGAACGUCUCGAAAUUCUCGGAAAGAUGCAAGGCAUUGAUGUCUUUGAUAUGUCACCGCUUCCCUCGGACAGGACUGGCACUUUCGAGGAUCCAAUCGUUGUCAAAUCUGCUGGAGAUGAGAUUCAAGUUGGUUGCACUGGCUCUCCUGCGGACUCGCACAUCGUCCGAUGGCUUGUGUUGUCCCGAAAGAGACCAUUCGAACGAUGCAACGAAUGCGGUAGUGUGUACAGAAUGGACUACGUUGGACUUCCCGACGACCCACACGAUCACCACCACGGCUUCGAGGAACCCAAGACCAUGGCUGAUUUCGUCAAGCCCGACUACUGGUACAGGUGA
Capronia epimyces CBS 606.96 is the source of this 573-nucleotide messenger RNA. Its product is annotated as cytochrome c oxidase subunit 5b. Gene Ontology annotation, biological process: mitochondrial electron transport, cytochrome c to oxygen. The record is from RefSeq and is a predicted model, not a curated record. Gene Ontology annotation, cellular component: mitochondrial envelope. NCBI's taxonomy places the organism in Eukaryota, Fungi, Ascomycota, Eurotiomycetes, Chaetothyriales, Herpotrichiellaceae. Bases 1 to 573 code for a protein of 190 amino acids. The transcript has 5 exons.